AUGGGGGGGAUGGGCGCCUUGCAGCUCAUAACCAUCACAACCAUGACGGUGGGGAAGAUCCUCAUUUGCUCUCUUGUAGGGCUUUUUGUCUCCAAACACUUUGUUGCGCCAGAGCAGAGCGUUAAGGGCCUCAGUGUGAUUUCGGUUUUCAUUCUUCUCCCGUGUCUUCUUUUCUCCAACCUUGUGUUGCGCGUCACCUGGACGGAGUUGCAGCAGUACUACUGGGCCCCACUUCUUGCCUGCUUUCCCACCGCCAUUGGAUUUGUGUGCUCACGGGCAUUUAGGCCUUUUCUUCACCCCGGUUGGCACAGCGUACUUACGUUGGGAUGUACUUUUCAAAACGGCUUGACUUUUUCUUUAGCGAUUCUUUUAAAUAUAAAAGGUGUGUCAUGGUUGACAACAGAAGAGGUGGAGCGGGGAGAAUCAUACGUUUUUCUUUACAACAUCGUCUGCUCUCUUGGACUGUGGGCCAUCGGGGAACCCAUUAUUAGAUCGAGCAAGAAGCGACUGGAGCAGAAACGUCUUUGUAAACAGCAGUUGCAGCAACAAGAGGGGGAAGAGCAAAGGAAUAAUGUGCAGAGGCCGAAAAUGGAGGCCGUCCAUGACACAAUUGUUAUAUACCCGUAUGAGGUGAAUUACUUGCCCGUCAAAAAUGGUAAAUCAGUUGCUGGGGCAAAAGAGAAACCCGCACUAAACGGUGCGGUAGGACACCCGAUUUCUGUAGCAAACAAUCAUGAACCAAAGAAGAUAACAAGGAAUGCGACAAUAGAAGAACAGCUUGAGUGGUAUCGCCCGGGGAACAACACGCCGCCAACUCAGAUGGACGACUCAGAUCAAGCAUUCUCUUUUUUCUGGGAUGUGCUCUCGCGUGUAGGGGCUCUUUUAGAGAGUCCACCGAUAGCUGUCACCAUUGGAUCUAUCAUUAUUUCAUUGGUGCCGCCACUGCGUUGGUUGGCGGAGUCACCCCCGGGUCAGGUACUUAUUGGCGGAAUUAAAUUAAUCGGGGCUGGAGCGAUACCACUUCAGCUUCUCGUACUUGGUUGCACCGUCGCAAAUGCACGCUCCCCUUCUUCCACGAACGAAACAGCCGAAAAGGCAGGCAACGGAGGAAACGAUGAUGAGGACGCCGUGGAUAAAAACAACGGCCUUGAGAAACGGAAAGAGUACAUUGAUUUCUUUCCAGUGUCGCAGUCGACGCUUUUUGCCAUUUUAACGGUGAUCCUACGACUUAUUUUAAUUCCCACAGUCUGCUUUGUAAUGGUCCAUUUUUUACGAAAGGGAGGCGUUAUCCCAUCGGACCGGGUGUUUUUACUCUCCAUGUUGUUGGGGACAUGUGCACCUUCCGCCAUAAAUUCCUCUCUUUAUUGUCCAUGCACGCAUAUAAGGCUCGGCCAUAUGCACAA
Molecule: messenger RNA, 1403 nt
Organism: Trypanosoma cruzi
Lineage: Eukaryota; Euglenozoa; Kinetoplastea; Trypanosomatida; Trypanosomatidae
Product: transporter, putative
Exons: 1
Biological process (GO): endoplasmic reticulum to cytosol auxin transport
Cellular component (GO): membrane
Source: RefSeq, a predicted model, not a curated record